Bolinopsis microptera is the source of this 2364-nucleotide messenger RNA. Its product is annotated as WASH complex subunit 5-like. Gene Ontology annotation, biological process: endosome organization; regulation of actin nucleation; actin filament polymerization. NCBI's taxonomy places the organism in Eukaryota, Metazoa, Ctenophora, Tentaculata, Lobata, Bolinopsidae. The record is from RefSeq and is a predicted model, not a curated record. Gene Ontology annotation, cellular component: endosome; WASH complex.
AUGUCAAAUGAGCUCGUUUACUGCCGAGAACAACGCAUGUGGACAAACCCUUCUCCAUCUGGUGGCACGAGGAAGUGCCAUCAUAGCGGAGCUGUUGAGGUUAUCCAGCAAUGUGCCGGCCGUGUUCUAUCUCAACAACAAAGUUGAUGUCGACAGGUACGGUCCGCUAUUAUCAGACUUCUCCUACUUUACCUCUGUAGAAGCAUUCAACAACAAACUAGAUGCAAACGGAGACUUACAGGACAGAGACGAGGAAUUCAGAGAAAACCACCUCGGUCUACUCAAGAGGUUCUAUAAGGUGUUCGAGAGUGUCUACAAGUAUAUCUGCGAUAUCAACAGGUUUAUGGAGGAGUUGGAAGAGGGUAUCUACAUACAACAGUCACUGGAGACUGUCUUCAUGGAUACUGAAGGCAAACAGUUGUUAUGUGAGAGCCUGUACCUGUACGGGGUAAUGUUGCACGUGAUCGACAUUAAAUACAACGGCACUGUCAGAGAAAGGAUCCUGGUCGCUUACCACAGAUAUAACGCAAACAAGGCAGCAGUAGACUCUCACAUAGAUGAUGUGUGUAAGUUGUUACGGAGCACAGGGGUAGGAGGAGGAGGAGCUUCACGGAGACCUGCUAACUACCCUAUAAGUUACUUCGGCAGGGUUCCUAUCAGACAGGACUUUGUUAACAUGGCUAUAGGACGACUCAGAUCAGAUGAUGUGUAUAACCAGAUGUCGAACUACCCUCUCCCGGAACACAGAUCAGUGGCCCUGUCCACCCAGGCCAGCAUGCUCUACAUCAUCCUCUACUUCGCUCCGGACAUCCUCCACAACCAGCAGGCAGUCAUGAGGGAGAUUGUAGAUAAACAUUUCCCUGAUAACUGGGUUCUGGAUGUUUACAUGGGCCUUACAGUAAACCUUGUUCUGGAAUGGGAGGGAUUUCGUGCCGCACGCACCGCACUCAACAACACGUUCGACAACGUGCGCGCGGUGUCGCGCAAGCACGUGCAAAGCAUCCCCAAACUCUGCGACAGAGCCCUCAAGCUACUUCAAGAGGGAGUGCUAGUCGAGGACUACGUUUUGGACCACAUUCCUAAGCUGAUGACGUUUCUAAGAGAGUGUAACUGUACGUUGAGAUGGAUGAUGUUACACACAGCUACCCCUCCCUCUCAAAAGAAGUGUAAACAACUUUAUGACACCGUCAUGUCUCAUAAUACACAGCUAAGUGAGGUGGUGGCACUACUUCUAAACACGGCUCAGCUGGAACUAGUGCUGAAGGACAUGUUCAAGUUCCUCCUGGACAGGAAGGAAGAGAAGUGGAACUCUUGUCAGAAGGAAACGGGGGAGCGACUCCUUGAGUUAGCUGACGUGUUCAGUGGCACGAAACCUCUUGCUAGGGUUGACAAGAACGAUAAUCUACAGGCGUGGUUCCGAGAGAUAGCAAAGCAGACGGCUGAUAUUGACUACAAUGAUCACACGAUGGCGGGAAGGAAGAUAGCCCAGCUGAUACAGGCUAUAGAGGAGGUCCAGGAGUUCCAUCAGCUGGAGAGUAACUGGCAGAUCAGGCAGUUCCUCACCGACACCAGGUCUUAUCUUCAUCAGAUGAUCCGAACAAUAAACGUAAAAGAAGAGGUGCUGAUUCAGAUUCAGAUAAUUGGAGACUUAUCCUACGCCUGGUACAUAAUAGACGACUACACCAAGUUCAUGCAGAACCUCAUCAAGAAAGACCCAGGAUUGGUUAAGAAGCUCCGAGCGACCUUCCUGAAACUGGGCUCAGCUCUGGAUCUGCCCCUGGUGAGAAUAGGAGAAGCAGGUACUGAAGACUUCAGGUCCGUCAGUGAGUGCUACAGCAAAGCUCUGGUAUCCUACGUCAGGAAAGUUCUCCAAAUCAUCCCCCAGUCCAUGUUCUCGUUGCUGGAGGAGAUUGUUAAAGUUCUGACUCAUGACAUGGUGGAGGUUCCUACCAGACUUGACAAGGACAAGCUGAAGGACUACGCUCAGCUCAAUGAGCGGUACAAGGUUGCUAAACUUACCCACGCUAUAUCUGUCUUUACUGAUGGUAUGUUGAUGAUGAAGUCUACUCUGGUAGGUGUGAUUAAGAUAGAUCCUAAGAAGCUUCUAGAAGAUGGAAUAAGGAAGGAGCUGGUUACGAGGGUAGCUAAAGCAUUCCACAAUGCGCUGGUUUUCAAUCAGAAGGGAGUGUCUAAUGAUUUGCCCCAGGUUCUCUUACGGUUAUCUUCAAAAACUGACGGUUUUAGGCGGUCAUUCGAGUACAUUCAGGAUUAUCUGAAUAUAUUUGGGCUGAAGAUGUGGCAGGAAGAGGUUAUGAGGAUUAUUAACUACAACGUGGAGCAGGAAUGCAAUACAUUCCUUCGUCA